Macrobrachium nipponense is the source of this 1303-nucleotide messenger RNA. RefSeq names its product 1,5-anhydro-D-fructose reductase-like. The record is from RefSeq and is a predicted model, not a curated record. Bases 156 to 1118 code for a protein of 320 amino acids. NCBI's taxonomy places the organism in Eukaryota, Metazoa, Arthropoda, Malacostraca, Decapoda, Palaemonidae. Gene Ontology annotation, molecular function: oxidoreductase activity. The transcript has 9 exons.
UAGAUGCAUUAUUAGAGAAGGUUGUGACUUGAUUACUAGGCAUAAUUGAUGGUAUAGCAUAGUAACAAGAUACCAUGUGAGGAUCAAUCACUGUGGACCUUCGUAACAAUUUUAAUACUCUCGCCCCAACCACUGAGAGAGGGACGCUUUUCAACAUGUCAGUGACAGUGCCUUCAGUGAAGCUUUAUAAUGGGAAAAGUUUCCCAGUAAUUGGCCUUGGUACAGCUCAGUGCAAAGGCGACGAUCUUCGAAAGGCAGUCAGUGCAGCUUUGGAGUGUGGUUACAGGCAUUUUGACACCGCUGCCUUCUACCAAAAUGAAGAUGAGAUUGGUGAUGUUUUAAGGCACUGGAUUACUACUGGUCGAGUGUCGAGAGAUGAGCUUUUCAUCACUACUAAACUGCCUCCAUAUGGUAACAGAGCCAGUGAUGUGGAGAAAUGCCUCAGUCAGUCGCUGAAGAAGCUGAAGGUUGAUUACGUUGACUUGUAUCUGAUUCACGCUCCGUUCUCCGCUAUACUUGAAGGUGAAGACGAUGUAAAAGGUAGAAUCCUAGACUUCAGCACUGAUUUGGAGGCAGUGUACAAGGCUAUGGAGCAACAAGUUGAUGCAGGAAAAGCACGAGGUAUUGGGCUCUCAAACUUCAACAGCAAGCAGAUUGAGAGAAUUAUGAAAGUGUGUCGAAUCAAACCCGUAAACCUUCAAGUAGAAGUUCACGCUUACCAUCAACAGAAACCUUUAAGAUCACUGUGUCGACAGUUUGACAUUCCUGUCUGCGCCUACUGUCCUCUUGGAGCACCAUAUCUCAAUAGGGGUGACUGUGAAAAGUAUCCGCGACUUAUAGAGCAUCCAGUUGUGACCUCAAUGGCGUUGCGUCUCAACAAAACACCAGCGCAGAUUCUUCUUCGCCAUUUAAUUCAGCUCGGAUUAAUUGUCAUCCCUAAAUCCAGCAAUCCAGAGAGGAUUAAAGAGAACUUCCAGGUGUGGGAUUUUAAACUGCCUCCUUCUGACAUGGCAGACCUUGAUGCCCUUGAUCGUGCAGGUGAUGGACGAAUAAUCACUUUCCAACUUCGACCUGGAAUACAAGUUCAUCCCGAGUAUCCAUUCAAUAUACCUUUCUGAACUUUUCCAGAGAAGAAAAGCGUUUGUAUAAGAGAGGCUGUUGUUUUGGAAUUGCGUGUAUUCUCACAAAAUAUGUCACUUUCAUGUUCAUAAAUUUUACACGAAGAAUUGAGUGUAUAUUAGGUGAUACCUGUAACAGUUACUAGAUGCAUUCGAAUAUUAAAGAAAUUUGUACAGUAAUAAUU